Exaiptasia diaphana is the source of this 1314-nucleotide messenger RNA. RefSeq names its product trafficking protein particle complex subunit 9. The record is from RefSeq and is a predicted model, not a curated record. The transcript is spliced from 10 exons. The coding region runs from base 54 to 1283 and encodes 409 amino acids. NCBI's taxonomy places the organism in Eukaryota, Metazoa, Cnidaria, Anthozoa, Actiniaria, Aiptasiidae. Gene Ontology annotation, cellular component: trans-Golgi network.
AUACGAUAAGUGUUCUAGGUACAGAGAGUACCUGCCCAUUGACUAAGGACAACAUGGAGAACAAGGAUGAUUUUCCUGUAGUUGUUGAUGUAGUUGGUUUUAUGCCCUUAUUACAAGUUAGCACCUCUUUGCCCAAAGUACGAUCAACACCGACAGAUAUUGACAGCCCUCAAUCAGCGCCCUUGGUUACGGCAGUGACUUUGUAUGCUGGUCAAAGCAUGAAGGGAAUUAUAACACUAGAAAAUAUUGGUAAAAGAGCCAUUGAGUCUAAUGUCAUUAACCUUGGUAGUGAUCUGGGAGAAGGUGCUCAUGAUAUUUUUAGUUUCGAUAAAGAAGAAGUUGAUUCAUGUCUCCCAUUGCAUCCUGGGAGGACUGCCAAUAUCUCUGUUGAAAUCACAGGGAUUUAUCAUAUCCCAACAAACAUUGGGAGCUCUGACAAUCUUAGCUAUGACCCUGAAGCACCAUGGGGGCUUAAUGGAACUAUAACAUUUCGAUAUUCUGGGGAACUUGAUAAAGAUCAUUUAUGCCGGCGGGUUUCCAUGACGAUAGAUGUCUCUGUUGUGCCGAGUCUUCACUGUCAUAAUUACGAACUGCGAGCAAUCCCAAGUGUUGAAUCAAAGUGUCUGUUGUUAUUUGAUGCUGACAACAAGACUUCAAAUGACAUGGAGCUGGAGUAUUCAGUUCAGCCUCACAAAGUUCUUUCAGAUAUCGGUGGAACGUCUUCAACAGAAGUCCUCAGUAUUCAAGGAAACGACUCAAAAAGAAUAAGCGUUUAUUUACCACGGUUUCUUCUCCCUGUUGACCCUGAAUACGAAAAGAGCUCAGAGAAGGACAAAAGGCUCAAGUAUUGCCAAGCAAUUAAAGAUAUGGUCAAACUUCAAUGGAAGCUUCCUGCUUGUCACGUGUCUGGCUAUGGAAACAUCGAUAAUUUUAAGUUAAAUAAAACCACCCUUCAAAUCCUUAAACCUGAUCCUAUAUUAUUUGAUGUUUCAGUAAACAACGAAACGUUCAACAGAGAGAAAGGCGUUUCAGUCACGUGUUGUGCCACUGUAACAAUCAGCGUGGUUAUUAGUAAUAAUGCAGAUAUAUCUUACAAAAACAUGUCUUUACGAUUUGAGCCGUACCAGGACCACGCGAAUGGCUAUCGUGCGAGCGAACUAAAUGGUAAAGUGGCCUGGAUCGGAGAUUUGUCAUCGUGCGAAAACGAGGUAAGUGCACGCAUAGUGAAUGAAAUAAUAACACAGGUAACCCAAGCUAAGCAUUAUAAUAGUCCAUUCCCUUAGUUCCCUUAGUUCAAUGUAGGUUAUCAAUGUU